Molecule: messenger RNA, 4651 nt
Organism: Cuscuta campestris
Lineage: Eukaryota; Viridiplantae; Streptophyta; Magnoliopsida; Solanales; Convolvulaceae
Source: the annotation of a GenBank genome assembly
CUUCUCCUCUUCCGUUCUUUCUUCUAUCUCACUUAUCUAUCCGUUCCCCUAUUCAUCUUGCAUCGCCGCACUUGGACGCACAUCUUCAUCUCCCAUCGCCGACUUAUAAAACGCCGACUUCCACUAAGAUUUCAUACCCCGACGGUGGUUCCGGCCUCCAUUUUCCGAUUCGCCACUCGGUCUUCCUCAGGAUGCCAAACUCUGUACAGAUCCUAUUUUCUGGUUUCAGUGAGGUGCUUGAUCUUGAGAUUUCCGUGAAGUGAUUUGUCAAGAUAUUCUGCCAGUAGCCGGUUUGGAAAACUAGGGUUAAGUUAUUUCCUUGAAGUUGUUAGCUUGAGAGGAAGGUUGACUGAGGAUUCAAAAUGGAUGACGAGAUACAGAAGACACAGGAGGAGAGGAAGAAAAUGGAGCAGCAGCUUGCUUCUCUUACUGCUGUGACAUUUGAUACUGAUCUGUACAGUGGGGACCGGUUUGAGGGCUAUGAGAAGUCAAUACCAGUUAAUGAUGAGGAAGAUGCUCUUGAGAAUACCGAGAACGAGAUUGCCCGAAAGAUGGCCUCUUUCACGGCACCAAAACAGUUCCUGAAAGAGGCUCCGAGAGGUGGUGGGGAUGAGGACCAGAAUUUGGGGUUUAACAAACCGAGCAAGAUCAUCGAUAGGGAGGAUGAUUAUAGGAGGCGAAGGUUGAACCGUGUUAUAUCUCCUGAAAGGAAUGACCCUUUUUCGGACAAGACACCUGACCCAAAUGUGAGGACAUAUGCUGAUGUUUACAACGAGGAGUUUCUUAAAAGAAAGAAAGAAGAUUUGAUGAAUAAAAUUGAAAAGAAUAAGAGGGAAGAAGAAGAAGCAAAGGCAGCUGCUGAGAAGGAAAAUGGUGCAGAAAAGCCAUCAGCUCAGAAGAGGAGGAAUAGGUGGGAUCAGUCUCAGGAUGAAAACAGUGUGAAAGAGAAGAAGGCCAAGUCAGGUUCUGACUGGGAUCAGCCUGACUCGACCCCUGGGAUAGGCAGAUGGGAUGCAACCCCUACCCCUGGGAGGGUUGGUGAUGCCACACCCUCGGUGAGGCGGAAUAGGUGGGAUGAAACCCCUACACCUGGCCGUCUGGUUGAUUCAGAUGCCACCCCUUCAGCCGGUGGUGCCACUCCUGGUGCCACCCCUGCCGGAAUGACUUGGGAUUCUACUCCAAAAAUGUUGGGUCUUGCUACCCCUACACCCAAAAGACAGAGAUCAAGGUGGGAUGAAACUCCUGCAACAAUGGGUAGUGCAACGCCAAUGGAUGGUGCUACCCCAUCCGGGGCUUAUACUCCAGGUGUAACUCCUUUUGGGGGAAGUGAACUGGCCACUCCAACCCCUGGUGCAAUUAAUAUGCGUGGCCCUCUUACACCUGAACAAUAUAAUCUAAUGAGGUGGGAAAAGGACAUAGAAGAAAGAAACCGCCCUUUAACGGAUGAGGAGCUCGACUCAAUGUUUCCACAAGAGGGCUAUAAGAUAUUGGAACCCCCAGCUUCCUAUGUUCCAAUUAGAACCCCAGCCAGAAAGCUUCUUGCCACCCCGACCCCGAUCGGGACUCCCCUUUACAACAUUCCUGAGGAAAAUAGGGGCCAACAGUUUGACGUGCCGAAAGAAAUGCCUGGUGGGUUGCCACUUAUGAAACCUGAGGAUUACCAAUACUUUGGUGCAUUGUUGAAUGAGGAUGACGAGGAGGAGCUUUCUCCUGAUGAGCAGAAGGAACGUAAGAUUAUGAAACUACUGCUGAAGGUCAAGAAUGGGACACCCCCUCAGAGGAAAACGGCUUUGAGGCAACUGACUGAUAAGGCCAGGGAUUUUGGUGCGGGCCCGCUCUUCAACCGCAUUCUGCCACUGCUCAUGCAACCAACCUUAGAGGAUCAAGAGAGACACUUACUGGUCAAAGUCAUUGAUAGGGUGCUUUACAAGCUAGAUGAGUUGGUCCGUCCCUAUGUACACAAGAUUCUUGUGGUGAUUGAGCCUCUACUCAUUGAUGAAGAUUACUAUGCCCGUGUUGAAGGAAGGGAGAUCAUUUCGAACCUUAGCAAGGCAGCUGGUUUGGCUACCAUGAUUGCUGCCAUGCGCCCAGAUAUUGACAACAUUGAUGAAUACGUCAGGAACACUACAGCCAGAGCAUUUAGUGUUGUUGCCUCUGCACUUGGAAUUCCCGCCUUGCUGCCAUUUUUGAAAGCAGUUUGUCAGAGUAAGAAAUCUUGGCAGGCUCGUCACACAGGUAUCAAGAUUGUUCAACAGAUUGCAAUUUUAAUUGGCUGUGCUGUUCUUCCACACUUGAGGUCUUUAGUGGAAAUCAUAGAACAUGGAUUGAACGAUGAGAACCAGAAGGUUCGGACCAUCACAGCUCUUUCCCUGGCGGCUCUUGCCGAGGCUGCUGCACCAUAUGGCAUCGAGAGCUUCGAUUCUGUGUUGAAGCCCUUAUGGAAGGGUAUCAGAUCGCACCGUGGAAAAGUUUUGGCUGCAUUUUUGAAGGCAAUUGGUUUCAUCAUUCCUCUUAUGGACGCCGUUUAUGCCAGCUACUAUACCAAGGAGGUGAUGAUUAUUCUUAUCCGUGAAUUUCAAUCACCCGACGAGGAGAUGAAGAAAAUUGUGUUGAAAGUGGUGAAACAAUGUGUGAGCACAGAAGGCGUGGAGGCUGAUUAUAUCAGGACCGAUAUUCUUCCGGAGUUCUUCCGUAAUUUUUGGGUAAGAAGAAUGGCAUUGGACCGUCGUAACUACAGGCAGCUUGUGGAAACAACAGUAGAAAUUGCCAACAAGGUGGGUGUUGCAGAUAUAGUGGGGAGAGUUGUGGAAGAUCUAAAAGACGAGAGCGAACCAUAUAGAAGAAUGGUGAUGGAGACAAUUGAGAAGGUUGUUGAAAAUCUAGGUGCAUCUGACAUCGAUGCUCGUUUAGAAGAGCUUCUGAUUGAUGGAAUCCUUUAUGCGUUCCAAGAACAGACGAGUGAUGAUGCCAAUGUAAUGCUGAAUGGAUUUGGUGCUGUUGUCAAUUCCCUUGGACAGAAAGUGAAGCCCUACCUUCCCCAGAUUUGUGGUACCAUAAAGUGGCGCCUGAACAACAAGAGUGCCAAGGUGAGACAACAAGCUGCGGAUUUGAUUUCCAGGAUUGCAGUGGUCAUGAAACAGUGUGGGGAAGAACAGUUAAUGGGCCAUCUUGGUGUGGUGCUGUACGAGUAUUUGGGAGAAGAAUAUCCAGAGGUUCUUGGGUCCAUAUUGGGUGCCCUCAAGGCGAUUGUGAAUGUCAUUGGUAUGACUAAGAUGACACCUCCAAUCAAAGACUUGCUUCCACGAUUAACCCCUAUUUUGAAGAAUCGUCACGAGAAAGUCCAAGAGAACUGUAUCGAUCUGGUUGGGCGUAUUGCUGACCGUGGGGCUGAGUUUGUACCUGCAAGAGAAUGGAUGAGAAUCUGUUUUGAGCUUCUCGAGAUGCUUAAAGCCCAUAAAAAGGGUAUCCGGCGAGCAACAGUCAACACAUUCGGCUAUAUUGCCAAAGCAAUUGGUCCCCAAGACGUGCUUGCAACACUGUUGAACAACCUCAAGGUCCAGGAACGGCAAAACCGUGUCUGCACAACAGUGGCAAUUGCAAUUGUUGCAGAAACUUGCCUUCCCUUCACUGUCCUACCCGCACUGAUGAAUGAAUAUCGGGUCCAGGAGCUUAAUGUCCAGAACGGCGUGCUGAAAUCCCUUUCCUUCCUUUUCGAGUACAUUGGGGAGAUGGGGAAGGACUACAUAUAUGCAGUGACCCCCCUGCUGGAGGACGCUUUGAUGGAUCGCGAUUUGGUUCACAGACAAACAGCAGCUUCUGCAGUGAAGCACAUGGCAUUGGGGGUGGCCGGUCUUGGAUGUGAAGAUGCUCUGGUACACCUCUUGAAUUAUGUCUGGCCAAACAUCUUUGAAACUUCUCCGCACGUCAUCAAUGCAGUCAUGGAGGCCAUCGAAGGUAUGCGCGUGGCACUUGGUGCUGCUGUCAUCCUCAACUAUUGUCUGCAGGGACUGUUCCACCCGGCGCGCAAGGUUCGGGAGGUUUACUGGAAGAUUUAUAAUUCACUGUACAUUGGGGCCCAGGAUGCACUCGUCGCGGCUUACCCUCUUCUGGAGGAUGAGGGUAACAAUACAUACAGCAGGCCUGAAUUGACAAUGUUUGUCUGAACUUCCCAUCCUAUCCUCCUCCAGGUUUGUUAUGUUUCUUUGUUCUCAUGAAUGGAUCUCUUGGAUAAAGGGUCCUGACUAGUCAAAUCAGCAGAGUGACACUGUCUCUAUGUUUUAUGAUAUAUUACUGAUAAAGUUUUGUUCAGUCUGUUUUGUUUUAUGGUUAUGCUUAUUGAAGUUUCUUAUUGGUGUUUGUUGAACUUGUAAGGUGUAGGUCUUGUUUGGGAAUUUUGAUGGUGGAGAAUAAUUUUGAAAAUGCUAUGGCUAAACGCUUUUCUCCCAUAGCAAUGUUAAUGCGAAAUGGUGAAGUUAAUUCCCAAACGCACCUUAGUCUUAUAAAUAUCUUUGCCGACCACCAAUAGAUGAGCUGUGUUUGGGUGGAUUGCUUGAAGUGAUUUUGGAUCCAACCAAAGGACAGAGCGUUCAACCAAACAACCGCCCCAGCCAUUAGUCAAGUAGAUUUUCACCCGUGGGAUUUGGGUUGUUUC